Bacillus rossius redtenbacheri is the source of this 10406-nucleotide messenger RNA. RefSeq names its product coiled-coil domain-containing protein 186 (gene Golgin104). NCBI's taxonomy places the organism in Eukaryota, Metazoa, Arthropoda, Insecta, Phasmatodea, Bacillidae. Gene Ontology annotation, biological process: vesicle cytoskeletal trafficking. The record is from RefSeq and is a predicted model, not a curated record. The transcript has 13 exons. The coding region runs from base 438 to 2942 and encodes 834 amino acids. Gene Ontology annotation, cellular component: trans-Golgi network. Gene Ontology annotation, molecular function: small GTPase binding.
GUUUUUUUUUAUAUUGGUGAAAAUGACGAAAUGAUUUGUAUCAAUGUUAAGAUUUCGGAUAUUAGCCUAACACAGCUGUUGUAAACAUUGUAAUGUGACAUUGGGAGUUAUUGAAAAAUAGUUUGAUGUGUCGUAUUUUUUCGAUGAAUGCAAUGCUGUUUGUAUGCAUAAGUAAUGUGUGAAUUGUUAUGAGUGCUACGUAAUUUAAUAGAAUGAAAAGUAUUUUUUACACGAUUGAAUUUUGAAGACUGCAAAAUAAUAAAUAAUUAAACAGAGUUUUAACCAAUUUUUUUCCCCUUUAUUUAAAUUUUGGGUUUAAAUAAUCACUGAACUGUUAACAUUAUUACCUGUAUUCACAGAUUGAGAAUAAUUGUGCUCAUGAAGUUUAUUCCAUAUGUGGGGAAAAGUGUGAUGGAAUUCUGUCUAGCCAAGUGAAAAUGGGUGAUGUGGAAACUCAAGUUGUUAAUCAAACUAAAGAUGCGAACAAUCUUUCAGUGGAGGCAAGCGAUGAACAGAACUGUUCCACGUUGGAAGAGCCGUCAUCCGCAACCAAUACAGAUUGUGUGCAGUUGCAGCUAGGGUCGGUAAACGGCCUCCAAGAAAGUGUGUGCGAUGUGGUUGAUGGUUUUACUAAGGAAUGUGUUGUGCAGGAAGAAGAUUCUGAAGUGCAUGCGAAGAAGCAAGACCAAAAUAUGGCUGAAGCCAACAGUAACUGUGUGCCAGCAAGUCCAGUCUCUGUGAAUGCAACAGUUGAGAAUGUCGACGAGAACUUAACGUCACGCGGGCUUGUUGAUGCUGGAAUUCUGAAGACUGUGUCAGAGGGACCAUCAGAUGUGUUCUCCAUCGAAUCCCAAAAUACGAAAAAAAUUUUACCAAACGGGUUGUCGGAGACCCUGCUUAAUCACCCUGCAUACAAAACUGUAAUAAAUGAACUAGCUCAUUUGAAAGCAGAGAUGGUUGGACUUAAUUCUAAAAUAAAUAGGCUGGAGACGGAGAACCAGCGGCUGGAGGAGACCAGCUCCAGCGACAUCUACGCACUGCAGCUGGAGGGCCUGGAGAAGACGAUUGUGCAGCAGCAGCAGGCACUGGAGAGCGCGCGGAGGGGGGCAGACGCAGCCGCCCGGGCCCAUGCUCAGGAGAGGCAGCAGCUUGAAGCCCAGCUCAAUAAGCUGGGCAAGCAGGUGGAGGCGGAGCGGCGCGACAAGGAGGCCAUGGCGGUGCGGUACGCCGUCAGCGAGAAGGAGGUGCUGGACCUGCGGAAGGAGCGCGAGACCUGGGAGAGGAGGACGAAGGAGGCGGGGCGCGAGCGGGAGCUGAUGAUCGGCAAGCUGAAGACGGCGGCGGCGGAGAAGGCUCGCAUCGGCAACAUCCUGGACGCCAAGGUCCACGAGUUGUCGUCGCUGCAGAAAGAGCGUGAUAAGCUGAGCGAUGACCUCUCGUCCAGCGACAUCAAGAUCAAGUGGCUGCAGAACAAGCUGCAUGCGGAGAUGGAGGCUCACAAGGAGGGACAGGCCAGCCUGACCAAGGCCAACCAGAAGAUCACAGAGCUGAAGGAGGAAUGCGAGCAGGUACGGCGCGACUGCCAGGUGGCCAUAAGAGACUUCCAGCAGUCGCAGGACAACAAGGCGUACACUCUCGACCAGCAGCUGAAGGAGCAGCAGGCGAGGCUGAUCAUGGAGCGGCACGAGCGCGAGGACAAGGAGGAGACUCAGAGGCAGCUGCAGCAGGAGGUGGUCAACCUGCGCUCCAAGCACCAGCUGCUCAUCAACGAGAACAACACGCUCUCUCUGAAGGUGCAGAGCCUGGGGAGGGAGCGGCUGGAGUACGAGGAGAACCUGUCGCGGCUGAAGGCGACCAGCGACGGCCAGCGCCAGGAGCUGGCAGACCUGCAGGCGCGGCUGGCCGAGAUGGAGUCCCUGCGCAUACAGCUGCAGUGCGAGCAGGAGAAGGUGAGCGGGAGCCAGGGCGAGGUGGAGCGCUUGAGGCUCAGCAACGCGGAGCUGCAGCAGGACAUGGCGGACUGCCGGGAGCGCGAGGCCGACCUCCUGCACUUCACCCAGCAGCUCACCGACAAGAACGUGCGGCUGCAGUCCGAGUUCUCCGCCACGGAGGCCAGGGCCCAGCAGCUGGAGGGGGAGCUGGCGGCAGCGCGGCAGGAGAGCGCGGAAAUGCGGGCGCGGAUGGAAACACUAGCCGCGCAGCUGGACCAGGAGCGCGCCCAGCGGCGGGAGGAGACUCAGCUGCUGGCGCGCCACGUGGCGGAGAAGACGCAGAGGGCAGACGCUCUCGCCAGGCAGCUGGAGGACCAGCAAGGGGAGAACGCCGUGCUGCGGCGCAAGCAGGCCGCCGCCCUCAAGGAGCUGGGCAGAGAGCUACAGCAGUGUCGCAAGCGGCUGGAGCAGUCGGAGGCGGCUGGCUCGCUGCUGGGCGAGGGCUCCCGCGCCAGCUCCUGCUCCUCCCUCAACGCCGCGGACCCCGUCGCCUCCUCCCGGGAGCCUGCCCCCGCCGCCCAGGGGGAGCUGCCCGACCGCCAGGUGCUCAUGGACCACAUCGUGAAGCUGCAGCGGGCCAACGCGCGACGCUGCGAGAAGCUGGACUUCCUGGAGGAGCACGCACGGCAGCUGGUGACGGAGCUGCAGAGGAAGACGUGCAUCAUCCAGAGCUACGUGCUGAGGGAGCAGGCCGGCGCCCUCUCCUCCGACCGCAUGGACCGCAACAAGGCUGAGUUGGCGAAGCAUGGAGGCAUCAUGGCGUCUGUGUACAGCUCGAAGCCAACAGACAGCUCCAUGACUCUGGAGCUGUCUCUGGAGAUCAACAAGAAGCUCCAGGCAGUCCUGGAGGACACUCUGUUGAAGAAUAUCACACUCAAGGAGAGUAUCGAGACGCUAGGCUGUGAGAUCGCAAGGCUGACCGCGGGGAAAGUGGGUGCGGAGACCACGUAGCGGCACUGUGCUGCCGCCCCAUCCCGGCAACCGAGAGACUGACGACCCCAGCCUCACACCUCGCUCGUGACGGCUGUGCGAUGUCGCGCCAACCUUGCCUGCUAGCAGUUGCAACGGUACGCACAUCACUGGAGCGUCAUUUGCGAUCAUUUUUUGAGUUGACGUGUGCAGUACUGAAAGGAACACAUUUUUACACCAGUUUCGAUGUGCUAAAAUUGUGAUGUGAUACUAAAAUAUCUGAGCUGAUUGCUAUACUUGUAAUUAACAAUGUUUUCAGACUGCUCCUGAAAUUGUGAGCAUGCAUAGUGUAGUGACUUUUUUCUGUAAGUCAAGUGGGGGUCGUAUGCAGCUUUAUUCGACAGCAGUGUAAAUUAAAAAAAUUUACCAAUCUACAGAGGGCCAUCGAGAGAAACCAAGGGCUUAGGGGUAAAUAAUUUUGUUGGGCCUCCUCUCUGUUAUUUAAUGUACAACUUUUCAAACCACACAAUUAAAAAAAAAAUGUAAAUACUAUUAACGUGACCUGCGGGUAUCGCAUAACAUAUAAGGUUUCAUGUGAAUUAUCCUAUUAAAAAUAGACUUGUAAUUUUCAGCCUAUCAAAGUAAACCCAAACAUUAAAAAAUAUUUAAACUCUUCCACCUUGAUGGCCCUUCCAAUGUAGUGUGUGUUAAUCGCACUCUUUAGCGAGGUGCAGCUCCCAGAAUAUAAUGGAUAAAAGAUAAUGUUUAAAAUUGUUGAAUUUUUUUUUAUUGUUAAGAUAGUUGUGCAGCAAUAUUCAGUAAGCAUUUCAGAUUUUUACCGUUCAUCAUUUUUUAAGUUAUAAUUCUGUAGGCGUGUUAUGAAAAAAUUAUAAGAGUGAAUUUUUACGAUUCAUGCGCAACAUGCAACAAAAUUUUCACAGGAAGAUGGCAGACGUAUGUGUAUGAACAUAAACUCUUAAAUUAAUUACGUUUGUUAGGAGAUGAAUUUCCAUGAAUUGGCAAAGGUAAAACAAAAAACUUUAUAUGUAAUAGUACAACUAUUAUUUAAUAUUUUAUCAUUUAUGAUCAUCUAGCAUGUGCGUAAACUAUAUAGUAUUAACUUUUUAAUAAAUUUUAUCAAGUUUGGAAAUAAUAUAAUAAAACUCCUUGUCAAAAAUCAGGUCCUUUUCAGGUUUUGUUUUUUUUAAAUAUUUUUCAAUUUUAUUGGAGACUUUUCGUUAUAUAGAUUAACCUAUCGCUUGGAAUUUCGAAUGAUUCAAUAGUCAACGUAGCUGCUCUGGUAGCUAAUUCUAGUGGCAGGUGCGGAACUGUGUGUUAAUCAAGUUCAGAAAUUUUGUGAUUGACAUUAAAUACUGGUCUAUAUAAUUAAAAACAUUUAUUUAUUGUGAAUAUUUGUUAUAAAUUAUGUUAAAUUACAUAAAUACACUUAAAAAGUUUAUUAAGUAUAAAUUAUUACAUUUUUAUUUAAUAAAUAAUUAAAAUUAAUAAAUAAGAAUAAACUUUCAGCAUCUCAAAUAUUUUACAAAACCAACAAUUAAUUUAAACACAUUUUUAUAUUAAUAAUAUUGAAUGCUUAGUAUUUAUUUAAUUCAUUUUUGUUACAGUAAAUUUCAAAGUAGUUCAGUGUCUAAAAUCAAAAAGAAGUGUAACCUCUAACGUGCGUACAUAUGUAAAUACAAACACUUUUUCUUCUUUUUCCGAAGGGUUUGGGACAGUUGUGCAGCGUUGCUUUUGUUAUUGCAAAAUCAAAAAGAGUAUUAUAUUUGCCCUGCUGUGCAACUGUUGUUUUAUUUUUUUUUUAUUCCAUUUCAGAAUCACAACAGUUCAUGUAGUGGUGGACUGUGUUGAACUAUUAAAACCAAAAAUUCUGAGGAUGAACUGUAAGACCUUAGCAUAAUGUCUGUAUGUUUGACUAAACUGACUAUUAUCUCGUUCAAUUUAGUGACAUUUAAAUUCAAUAUUUUUUUUGUUACCUGGUAAUAAAGUUUAACUGAUGAAUUAGUGUAUCACAGUGUAUAGUGGUUUCCUGUAAAACAUCCCUAAUAGAGUUAUUGGCUACAAUGUACUGCAACUGCUACCCUGAAGAUGGUAACUGCUAUGUCUGUGUAAUAUACAACUUGGACUUGAUAAAUCCAAGUCUUAGCAGCUAUGGCCAUAAAAGCCUCUAUAAACUUAAUGUGGUUUUUCUGAAUUUUUAUGUACUCAUGAGAGUAUUGGACCCAAGAGUGAAUCUUUUGUUUUGAAUUUGCAUGUGAUGUUUGUUUAUUUAAUUAUUAGGGGGAAGUGAAAAUUUUUGCCAGUUCUCUUGUCGUAAUACUGUACAAUACUAUGUAAUUUGGCUAAUUUCAUGCAUGCUUUGUUUGUUGAAAAGAUGGUGGCAGCCCAUUUUACUGUUGAUAGCAUCUGUUGGGUAUGUUGGAAAAAUUAUUAACUUAAUUUUAAUAUAUCUAAAUAUCUGAAGUCCAUACUUAACUAAAGAAAAUAUAAAAUCAAUUUAUUUUUUAGUCUAUGCUUGUAUUGAGAGAUGUUAGUCACAUUGUGGAUUGUUUUAUAAAAACAAAGAUGCUUCUUUACCUAAUAGUCAACUGACGGGUUUUUGUAUGCCACAUAUACUUAAAACUUAAAAGGUACAAGAUUUGAGCAACUCGCCCUUAUUGGAAGACUGUGAUUACAAUUCUGAAAGUGUUCUCACUCUUAUUCAGGCAGGUAGUAUUUGAAAACUGCCAUUCUCUCUCCUGGAGUUAUGUAAUAGGCACAAUUAUGCUAUGUACCUGUCAGUUUCAAGUUCUUAAGCGGCUAAAAAAAAAUUUCUUUAACCUUUGCCAUUUACUGUGCACAAUCUCAAUGGAUAUUAUACUAUUCAUUACUUAUCUGUCACAUUAGUUGUUCCAAUAAUUUGUGGUUCACAACUUACUUAAGUCAUGAUUUUGUAAAGCAAGUUAAUUUAAAUUGUUUAAAACAUUCUUUCUUUCCGAGUGUUUAAGUUUAAAUCAUUUUUACAUGAAAUUGCACUUGAAAUAUGCUUCAAGUUGUGUUCUGUUCUGUUCCAUAUUUAUUUCUAAGUUUAACAUAAGAAGCUAUUACAUAAAACAAUAGAUUUUUUUUAGGAAUGAUACUCACAAGUGAACUUACAACAUGUGUUGGAGCAAAAUUUGAUUAUGUUCCAUAAAAUGACUGUUUCUACUUUUUAUCAUACUCUGAAAAUAAGCAUAGUUGGGAAUAGAGUAUUUUUAAAAUUACAAUGUGUGUUUAUGAAAUAAAAAUGUGUUGAAAGUGAUAGUUGUAGUAAAAAUUACAUAAUUGGUUGUGAAAAUAAAUUCUGUACGUACUUCAUCUAUUCAGAUUGUUCAGUUAUGACAUUAAUGUACACUGUACAUGUACAUAAUAUAUCAACAUUAAGCUUGUUUGAUACAAACGUGCUAGUUUAGUUGUGUUACAAGAAAAUUUCCAUUUUAUAGUUAUAUGUAGUUGGAAACUUUAAAAUUAAUGUGUUUGUAUAUUAAAGUGUUCCAGUUUUUUAACCUAACAAAAUUUUAAAUUUCAUUUUAUUUGAUAGUAAUAAUACUUGAAAAAUGCAUAUAAAAUAGGCCUAUGCAAUUUUAUUGUUACUAGUACGUAUGUGCUUUAUACAAUGAAAAAAAGCUUACAAUAUGUUAAAUGAUUCUUGUUUAUUUUUUUAAUACACAUGAGCUAAGCUAUUUUAAUACAAUGUAGAUGUAACAUAUAAACAAUUAUCAUCUUGACAUUUGGCAACACCAUUGGGAGAUCAUCAUUGUGUUUCAGUAAAUUUGUGUAUCAUAAUGUACUGUAUAAACUAAUGCUACACCAAAUAGAAUGCCGGAUGACUAAUCCAGCUAGUUUAAACUGAGUGCAUAUGUAAGAUUAUUUUUUUGCUCCAGUUUAUUAGGUAUCUUUGUGAAUAUGAUACUGAAUCAAUGUACAGAAAUUGAUGUGUCAGAUGGAAACUAUUACAUACUUAUUUUAUUCCUUCAGGUACAUACUUUUAAUAAUAAUUAUUAAUGUACAUACUUGCUGAGAAAUAUGAUGUAAUGAAAGAUAACAGUUCAUCAUUGUGAAAUGUAUUCUCAAUUUUAGUCACUAUUUGUUUCACACUUGAAUUGGGACCUGCUAUUAGCUCAGUUACAACUUUCCAGUCACUUCACUGUGAGGUUAUUGUCGCAAAUACCAACAGCAGUGGGAAAGAAAUUGAAGGCUGUACCAGCAUAGGUAACUUGUAAAUACAGUGAAAUUCACACACAAUCACUCAAACUAUUAACGAUGGAGAGCAUUUUCAACACAAAACUGAAAGAAAUAGGAGAAAACAGAACUGUGAUGUCACGUUCAUGUUUCUGAAAAAAGAAGCAAAUACAACACGUAGUAUCAGGUUAUUUAUUUUAUUUAUUUAUUUAAGUAUUUAUUUACAAUUGUUACAUGCACUCCAACACACAUUGAAGAGACUGCAGGGGAGUAUACGAUAGACAUUCUUCACAAUUCAAUUUGGUAACCAGUGUGGCUCUACUUGUUGACUACAAGAUCAUAAGAAAUGGAGACAUACUACAUGAUUGAAAGGAACGUGGGAAGGGUUCUGCCAUUGUUUUCGUAGUAAGGAACAUUCCACAAGCAUGAAGGAGGAUGCUCUCCUUGUUGGAGCUAUGGGACAGUUGCUGCCAUAGCAUAUUUUCCUCACCUUGUUUCUGCCUCUGUAAAGCCUCUACAUUAUAAGUACUGCUUUGUUUAUCCUUCGGAUAGUGAGGAGAACGAUUCCGUCCCGACUAGAUGGCUCUGUUUAAUCUCUUAUUCUCUCACCUCACAAAUGUGGACCAUUUAUUGGGCAGGAAAUAGUCAUCUGGAAUUCUGUACUAAUUCAUUUUUAUUGGUUAUGCUUUUUUUUUUUUUUUUUUUUUUUUUUUUUUUUAGAAUUGUAAAUUAGGCUGACAGCUUGCGCACACAGUUACCAGCAGACAAAUGGGCAGACGUUACUUGUGUUUGUGCGUGGUGGCUAGACUGAAGUUCAUCAUGGCCCGGUUUGAGGCCGGGAAACAACGGUACGGCACGGUGGCAUAUGCACGGACGUAAAAAUACUAGGUCCUUUACACUGCCCCAACCCCCUUGUACAUGGACUGCUGCAAUGAUAUGGAUCUUUUGACAACUCAGUCAAUUGUUUCUUCCCCCAACCGACAAACAUAGUCAACUCACAUCUCACAAAAAAAAAAUUGUCGCACCUUUCACAUAAGAAUGCAGGCAUAAAAAAACUCGCUAGUGUGUUGUUUUCUUUUUGUUUAAGAUGAGAGACAUUUUUGGCAAAUGUUUGUGAACAUUUAAUUUCCACUUUGGUAGGUGUAUAUUUGUAUAAAAUUAACAAAUAAAUAUUUAUUCACAAUUAGUGGGUUAAUCUGGUGACAAUGAAGUGUGCAAGUCUAAAUGUUUGCUGAAGAACCACUCAAAAAAGUCUCAAGUUAUGAUAAGAUAGUAGGUAUAUUCUUUUUGCCUACACGUAACUUAAAUUUAAAAAAAAAAAUGUUUAAUACUAUAUUACUUGAAAAACAGUGUGUCCCUGAACUCUGCAUUAAAGUUCAAGCCGUGAACAGUUUAUAGGCCACUAGAAAAUGGUUAUGAGUUAAAAAGUGUUGUAGGUAAUAGUUUUAGAGUUUGAGGGAUUUUUUUUUAAUGUAAUAAUCCCUACACUGCACCAAAUAAGUAGAUACUAAAACUGCAAAUCUCAAUGCAAUAUUAUUCUAUUUGUUAUGCAAUCCUUAAUAACCCUACAAUUUUUAAUAAUUUAAAAUAAAAUUAAAUAUUAACUUUUAGGGAAGAUGAGUAGGAGGGUGGUUCGAUUUCUUUACAUGGCCUAUGUUCACGCAUGUGUGAAUAUUUACAGGACAUAGACAAUUUUCUCCUUUCUCUUUUCAUCAUAUUGACUUGUUUGUAGUGCUUGGCAUUGUGGGAAAACAAACAAGGAAUCUAGCAAGAUGGCGGUGUGUUAGUGGUUUGUAUUUAGUUGUGGUGAAAAUAAAAUACCUUAUCCGGCAAUGUGUGUUGUUGAGUUUAUACAUCAAAACAUAAUUUGAGCCUAUGAGAAAAAAAAAUUUGAUCUGGUUAAUUUGACAAGUCAUACUGUAAAAAAAAUGCACCAUGCUAACUUAGGAAGUUAUUUUCAAAGAUUGUUUUAAUGUAUUAACAGAUUGAAAAAUGUAAAAUUUGUAGUCCCAGAAUCUAAUAAUGGGAUGCAGAGUGGACAUUUUAAAACUUUUGUAAAACAAAAGUAGCCUUUAUAGAUGGGAAACUACCGUCAUUAUUUGCCUAUUUGGUUUAUAAACUGCUUACACUAUGUACAUUGAGUUCUGUGACAUUCUGUAACUUAAGUCUUGUGCUCACCUUGCUCACCUUACACGUUUCAUCAUCUACAGAAAAGCUUUACGUUGUAACCAAGCACUAGGAUAAUUUAUUGUAGAGACAACUGUUCCUCCCAACGAGAGACGCUGCUAUUUUUCUCUUCUCUCUCUUCGAACCAUAUGUUUCUACUCAGGGAAUGAAAGUGCUAUAAACAAAGGAUUUUUUUGCUCUGCAACCAUUUUAGUCAUACUACUAAGGGUUUGUUAAAAUUAAGCUGCAGUUGCAUGAUAUAUCCAUAGAAGAGUAAGAAUGUACUAAGUGUACGUAAAUCUUCAAUCAUUUGAUUCAUUUCAGCUGUACAUCAUUCUUUAAAUGCGAAAGAGACAGCAAGAUUCUUCACAUCAGAUUUUAAGACUUAUAAUGUUUAUUGAGUGUUGUAUGCUUACACAUUUAACAGGAAAGUAUAAAAACAUGUGUUGUUAUAUACAAUAGUUAAUUUUAAUGUAAUCACAUUUUAAAAGUACUCCAAAAGUGAAUCUUGCUAUUACAUUGAUAAAUUUUGGUUUUACAAAUUUUGCUUUUUAUUUACAAGCAGUGGCAGUGGUUAGCUUGCUAAAUGUUUUCUGCAUUGUUAUUACUAUUAGUGUGUGGUAUGCAGGAAGUGCUGAUUGAACACACACUCGAGCACUCAGUUGUACAUAUGGAUUCAUCUUAAUAUAGAAAAAUAUUUAAGUGAUCUUCAAAUUCAUAUUCGGCAAAGACAUAGAUAAUCAUCUUUUGAGUUUGAUUCUAAAUGAAGAAAAAUGGUCUUUGAUCACACCCCAAAAUUUGAAAACAAAAAUCAUAAAAUUUACUUAGUAGCUUAUUCAAACAAAGAUUUUGUUUGUUCUUCUGUUGGUUUAUUAUUUACAGUUUCCAUCCUUUACAAAUUCUUAUAAUGUGUAAUGUGAAUGUACUAUAUAUUAUAUACGGUGCUAUUGCUCAUCUAAACAUAUAAAAUAUAUUGUGUGUUAUAUAUUUAUGUUAAGCUAGCUGUCUGAAUGCUGUAUUAAUAAUCUGUAUUUAUAUAUUUCUGUGCUAUGAAUGUAUUGUGUAAAUGUACAUAAUUAUAUUGAGUUCCAAAUGUAAUAAAAGUUUAUUUGUUGUUGUUUA